AUGGCCCGGCCCGAAAACCCAAAUUACGGAGAAAAUGAGACUUCCAAAGUCAAGACCGAACUCUCAACAAUUGCUACAAUAAUAAGCGAUUAUGAGCCUGUAACCAUACUGGUUCAUUCCAAAGACCUCUCCGAGGCAGAGACAACAUUCCAGGGCUGCGGUACUUACGAAGUAGAAAUUAAACCUACCAAUAUGAAUGAUCUGGAGAUUUGGAUGCGCGACAUUGCGCCGACAUUCGUGUUCGCUGAAGGACCGUCCCAUUCGGACCUCCAUGGGAUCGACUUCAAUUUCAACGGAUGGGGAGUGAAGUAUUUCUCGGCCAGCAAUGCGUGCCUUUCCAGACAGUUCCUGGCCGACAGCAACAUUCCCCGAGUGGAAACCUCAAUAGUUGUGGAAGGCGGAGCCCUGGAAACAGACGGAGAAGGAACGCUACUGGUAACCGACAGUUCCAUCCUUAACCCCAACCGAAACGCCAAUAUCAGUCAAGGGACUAUCGAGAAAGAGCUUCGCCAGCUUCUAGGCAUAUUCAAGAUUAUCUGGGUUCCAGGCUUGAAGGACUACGAAGUGACCGAUGCUCAUAUUGAUAUCUGGGCCCGCUUUGUCGCCCCUGGGAGAGUUGUCUUGAAUGAUCCCGGGCCAAACAGACACAUGUUAACGACAAUUCAUGAAACAACCAAGCAAAUAUUAUUGCUGGCUACAGAUGCCAAAGGGCGGAAGUUUGAGAUUAUUGAUCUUCCUAAGGCGGGUAGACGCCUUGAGCCUAUCAACCCAGAGCUGUGUUUGAGUUAUGUGAACUUUCUGCUUAUAAGUGACGCGAUCAUUAUUCCAAGAUUUGGAGACCAUCUGGCUGAUAAUAAGGCUAAAGAUGCUCUUCAAACCCUCUUUCCAGAGCGAAAGGUGAUUCAGAUAUGCCUUGGUGAGAUUGCACUCAAUGGGGGUGGCAUACAUUGCGUGACGCAGGAUAUCCCAGCAAAAGGGAGAUAA
This is a messenger RNA of Aspergillus ruber CBS 135680, 984 nucleotides long. RefSeq names its product agmatine deiminase family protein. Gene Ontology annotation, molecular function: agmatine deiminase activity; protein-arginine deiminase activity. The coding region runs from base 1 to 984 and encodes 327 amino acids. Gene Ontology annotation, biological process: putrescine biosynthetic process. The record is from RefSeq and is a predicted model, not a curated record. Lineage: Eukaryota; Fungi; Ascomycota; Eurotiomycetes; Eurotiales; Aspergillaceae. The transcript has a single exon.